AUGAAAAAAUUGAAAUCAUCACUAAAAUUAUCACGUCAUGACUCUUUAUCUCCUUCCAUAACAUCCUCAACUUCAUCAAUUUCAUCUGCAUCUUCAACCUCGUUUUCUUCCAAUCCAAGUUCUUCAAAUACGUAUAAGUUCGUUAGAUUCGCUCCCCAGUUAACUACUAUUAAAAGUUUUCAUAUUAACGAUGAACCAAUCAGUAUAUCUAAUGAAACUUCUCCUGUACUUUAUCCAAUCGAUAAUAUCUCACCAUUUACUAGUGCCACUGAAACAACACCAGCUAAUAAAAUGAGCAAACAGAAUCUAUGGGAUUUUAAUUUUGAUGACAUUGAAGAUGAUUUUGAUUUAGAUUAUUUUGAUAAUUAUCAUCUAACAUAUACUAAUGCUCCAACGGGUGUCAUUCCUGCGAUUUCUGCUGCUAAUACUGUUACAGAUGCUAACACUCUCUUAACCUUCAAUAAUAUAAUUGAAUCUCCAACUUUUAAUAUGACCAAUUUCUACAACAACGAUAUUCAAGCAUGCAUUAUAAGUUCAAAUUUUGAUAAUAAAAAUAAUGACUAUUACCACUUAGACCCAUAUGAUAAUAUUAAAGUAAUUAAUAUAUCUUUAGUAAAAGAUAAUGUUAUACGUGGUACAAUUAAAGUACGUAACUUACAAUAUGAAAAAUUUAUUCAAUGUAAAUUUACAUUUGAUAAUUGGAAACAAAUUCAUUAUAUAAAGGCAGAUUAUUCGUAUUCUCCAACAAAUCAUGAAGAUAUUUUCAUCUUUGAUAUUGAUUUAAACGCUUGGAAGUUUUUCUUGGAGUAUCAUAAAUUAAUCGAUAACGUCAUGAUAAAUAAUCAAAAUAAUUUGAACUUAGAAUUUGUUUGCAUGUAUAAUGUUAAUGACUCAGUUUAUUAUGAUAACAAUAAUUAUCAAAACUUUAUACUGAAUUUGAAUGUUUCGCCAAAGUUAAACAAUUCUAUGGCCACCAUUUAUAACAAUAGUAACAACACUGAUAAGAAUAAUAACAAUAUUAAUACCGAUAAAAUUAUUACUACUGCGGCAGCUACUACUAAUAAUAGCACUAUUCCAAAAAAUAGAGAUAAGGUUGUCACCAGAAAAUUUUCAAAAGAUACUGAUUACUAUAAUGAAUCUCCAUUAAAACACAUGUUCCAUACUGAUACAUAUUGGAUUCAUCCUAAAAACCAAAACAAAUUAUCCUUCUUUAUCGAUGAUCAAAUGCAAGAAACCGAUUAUGAUACAUUAAUGAACAAAUAUAACAAUAGCAAUAAUAGUAGUGGCAAUGACAAUUCCUCAGUCAUUACCAUUAAUAAUACCAUUAAUGAUAAUAGUAUGCCGUCACUUUCGUCUUCAUAUUCUGAUUUAUCAUCAUGGGAUACAGAUGAUAGUGAAAAGGAAUAUUUUUUUGAUUGUUAUGAUUAUGAUUAUACUUUUUCACCAGCUUUGAACAAUACCAAUAAUAUCACCUCAGGUACGUAUUCAAGUACUACCAACACUGCUGCGAUUACUACUUCUAACACCAUACCUACAGAUGAGUGCAAUAACCCUUAUAAAUACAAUAACUUUUUGGCAAAAACAAAUUCAAUGGACACUCUAUUAUGUUUUGACAAAAGAUGGGAUGAUAGAGAAAAUUUCUAUAACAAUGAAAAUAGUUAUCUGGAUAAUGAAGAUAAUGAAACUAUCACAUCAAUAAACGAAAUAGGUAAUUCAAAUACAAAUAUAGCUACAUUUGAUAUAACAUAUGAUUAUUGUAAUGUCCAAUUAUGA
Molecule: messenger RNA, 1773 nt
Organism: Arxiozyma heterogenica
Lineage: Eukaryota; Fungi; Ascomycota; Saccharomycetes; Saccharomycetales; Saccharomycetaceae
Gene: PIG1
Product: protein phosphatase regulator PIG1
Exons: 1
Coding region: 1-1773 (590 amino acids)
Biological process (GO): regulation of glycogen biosynthetic process
Cellular component (GO): protein phosphatase type 1 complex
Molecular function (GO): glycogen binding; protein phosphatase 1 binding
Source: RefSeq, a predicted model, not a curated record